UCCCCCGGGCAGCUUCAGAGGAAGGGGCCGGGCGUCUGGAUCGCCUUCUGCUUCCAAACAGAGAAACCAGCCCAGAAAAUGAUGUCUUUCAAAGUUCUCUCUCUGCUCCUCGCUUCUCUGGGCUUUGUUUUGAUGGAAGAAAACAUCUCGGGCGUAAGCGUAAGGACUCCCAGUGCCAGACCAGUGCAAAGACGCUACUCUGAGGCCACCCUGGCGAGCGACUACAGCCGCACGAUGGACAACAUGCUGAAGAAGAACUUCGUGGAAUGGUUGCUAGCCAGACGGGAGAAGAAAAGCGACAACAUCAUCGAGCCGUACAAGAGGGAUGCUGAGCCCCAAGCAUCAGCCGCGAACGGCCAAAGGUUGGACCUGGGCACCCAGGAAGCCAAAGAAUUCUUCGCCUGGCUUCUGAAAGCCAAGAAAAAUCCGAGUUUUGCUUCUCUGGAAGGUUCGGAAGGUUUGAAGGAUGUUUUGAACCAGGAGUUUCUGACUUGGCUGAUGUCGACCGAUCUCUGCAGACCAACGACUGUGUAACUCCAGGACCUCCCCGAGGAGCUCCCUCUUCACCCUCUCAAGGCACAUGAGAAGGAGGAAGAUGUCUUUUAUUCACUCUGUUCUAUGCA
This is a messenger RNA of Chroicocephalus ridibundus (black-headed gull), 623 nucleotides long. It is a transcript of the gene GIP, whose product is annotated as gastric inhibitory polypeptide. The coding region runs from base 79 to 534 and encodes 151 amino acids. The record is from RefSeq and is a predicted model, not a curated record. Gene Ontology annotation, biological process: response to starvation; response to glucose; regulation of insulin secretion. Gene Ontology annotation, molecular function: glucagon receptor binding; hormone activity. Gene Ontology annotation, cellular component: extracellular region. Lineage: Eukaryota; Metazoa; Chordata; Aves; Charadriiformes; Laridae. The transcript has 6 exons.